CUGUCACUCAUGGCGGCGGCGGAGGCUCCGCAGCAGCAGCGGUCCGCGGCGGCCCGCGCCCGGAACCUGCCCUGGGUUGAAAAGUACCGGCCACAGACCCUGGCCGAUCUCAUUUCUCAUCAGGACAUUCUGAGUACCAUUCAGAAGUUCAUCAGUGAAGACCGUCUGCCACACCUGCUUCUCUAUGGCCCUCCGGGGACAGGAAAGACAUCCACCAUCCUGGCCUGUGCCAAGCAGCUGUACAAAGAUAAAGAGUUCGGCUCCAUGGUCUUGGAGCUGAAUGCUUCCGAUGACCGAGGAAUAGACAUCGUCCGGGGGCCCAUCCUCAGCUUUGCCAGCACAAGGACCAUCUUCAAGAAAGGGUUUAAGCUUGUGAUCCUGGAUGAAGCCGAUGCCAUGACUCAAGAUGCCCAGAAUGCCUUGAGACGAGUGAUUGAGAAGUUCACAGAAAACACCAGGUUUUGUCUCAUCUGUAACUAUCUGUCCAAGAUCAUCCCUGCCUUGCAGUCAAGGUGCACAAGGUUCCGAUUUGGCCCUCUGACGCCUGAACUCAUGGUCCCUCGCCUGGAGCAUGUAGUAGAAGAGGAGAAUGUUGAUAUAAGUGAAGACGGAAUGAAGGCCCUUGUCACUCUAUCCAGUGGGGAUAUGCGAAGGGCUUUGAACAUUCUGCAGAGUACCAAUAUGGCCUUUGGGAAGGUGACAGAAGAGACUGUCUACACCUGCACCGGGCAUCCCCUCAAGACAGACAUUGCCAACAUUCUGGACUGGAUGCUGAAUCAAGACUUCACCACCGCCUACAGAAACAUCAUGGAGCUGAAGACUCUCAAGGGCUUGGCUCUGCAUGACAUCCUGACUGAGGUUCACUUGUUUGUGCACAGAGUUGACUUUCCGUCUUCGGUUCGGAUACAUUUAUUGACCAAGAUGGCAGACAUCGAGUACAGACUGUCCGUGGGCACCAACGAGAAGAUACAGCUGAGCUCCCUCAUUGCUGCAUUUCAAGUCACCAGAGACCUGAUCGUCUCAGAGGCCUAGACGCUCCACGUCCUGCUGGUCCGACCUCAGGCCCAUCGGUGACAGGACAGAGGACUUGCUUACCCAUGAAGUACUGCCCUGGACCACUGGACAAAACUGCUCACAGAAGUCUCCCCAGGCAUUUGGGCAGUGCUCUCUGUGGCUGUUUGAGUAGAGACCUACAGAGCAACGUUAAUCUGUAACAGUCCACACUGCUUGUCUUUGGUAGAGAAAAUAAAUCUUUUUUUUGGGGGGGGGGGGGGGUAUGUCUUUAAAGUCAGUUGCUGGGAUGACAAAAUUUGUCUUAUCUGUUAGGUCUACAGUGUAAUGUUCAAACUGAACACGCUUCAGUUGUCUUCCAACUCAAGGUCUGCAUCUCCGAAUUUAAAUGUUUUCACUUUUGUAUCUACUUUACAUUGGUGCUAGUGGAUUUCUGAUCAAAACUACUCUGUUACAAAACUUCAAAUUGGUCGUUUGUGGCCCAAUGUGGUCCCCUGCCCAUAAUCUCAGGACUCAGGAGGCUGAGGCAGAAUUACCAGCCAGUUGCAGGCCAGCCCGGUGAGAUACACCCUGUCAGAAACAAAACACUGGUCUUUGUCUCUUAGAAGGCUUCCCAGCAGGUUCCACAUUCUACUGUAACGAUAGCAAAGAAACUGUACUAGUACAGUUAGCCUUCAGACUGCCUUUCUGGCCACUGGCUGUGCAAACCACUUGGGGAGGGAUGGGAUGCUGUGGGUGCUCCUGUCUGUGCAGCUGGGCUGCCUUUACACCAGUCCUCCAUGGUAGGAAUAAGGUGCUUGUUGAGUGUGACGGACAUGCCUGCUCCUGCGUUCCUGUCAGGCUUGUCUCUAGUGUCAGGAUAAACUCUCCUGGGAGGCUGUCAGACUGUUGCCUACAGGCUUCUGUACAGCUGCAGAGAAGCAUCUGCACUCCCUCAGGACCAGGCUUCCCUUGGGCAGGGUGAGGGGCUGUGCAUAGCUACCAACCCUGGAGAGCACCCGGUGGGCCACGACCAACCUGCUCUUCAUCACAUUAGCUGGGGAAGAUGCAUCUGAGGUGGAGACAUUUUCAGCACGCUGGACCUUGAAGUUAAGCAUGUGCCGUGUAAGGGAGGAAUGUUUUCCUGUCAAUGGAGAGCGUGGUCCCCAAGUUUUCCAGUGGAGUUUGAAGCUGCAGCCAAGAGGUCAGUGCUGGAGGCAGUAUCUCCACUACGUGCAUGGCUCAAAUGCCCACUAGUGUCCCCACUUUAUGCUUGUUUUAAAGAUUUUUCUUUUUCUUAAUGGAAAAAAAGGAACAGAGACAAGCUUUUUUUUUUUCUUUCUUUCUUUCUCUUUUCUCCCUUCAAUGAAAGCCUCAUUUUGCAAUGUUUUUCUUCAAAUAAUAGAGGAAACUCCUCUAUGCACACACUGUACAAUGUUAACACUGCCUCCAUAAAGCAUCAAUUAAGAAAA
Messenger RNA from Peromyscus eremicus (cactus mouse), 2462 nucleotides. RefSeq names its product replication factor C subunit 5 (gene Rfc5). Gene Ontology annotation, molecular function: DNA clamp loader activity; ATP binding; ATP hydrolysis activity. Gene Ontology annotation, cellular component: nucleus; DNA replication factor C complex. The record is from RefSeq and is a predicted model, not a curated record. Lineage: Eukaryota; Metazoa; Chordata; Mammalia; Rodentia; Cricetidae. The coding region runs from base 10 to 1032 and encodes 340 amino acids. Gene Ontology annotation, biological process: DNA-templated DNA replication; DNA repair. The transcript has 11 exons.